AUGUCCACCUCAGUCUGGAAGAGACUCUCCAGAAGGAUGUCCUUGCCUCCCAAGACAACAGCAACAGUAGCAUCAACAACGGCCCUGACAACGAACACCCUCCAACCAACUCUACCACCACCGCCACACGCACUAGACAUUGUCGAGAUAUUGGAGCACAUCUUCUCCUACCUGGACGAGUUCACCCUCAAGGAAACAGCCAUCCUCGUCUGCCGUAAAUGGUUUCUCAUCAACCGGCUCCGGAGUGCCAGAGAAGUCGUCCUAGGCAGCUUCAUGUCCAGCUCCAAGUUCGACCGCAUCCUUUCCCGGAUAUCCGGCGCGUCUCGACUUUCUUUCUACGUCUUCCCUGAUGCCACGGCCAGCAUGCAGGAACAACACAGGAGAAAACUCGUCGUGGCGCUGCAGAGGAAUCAUGCUCGACAGAUCAAGCGACAGAAGCGGCAUCGGAAAAUGGACAGUCUGACUCAGUGGGCCGAUGGUGCAACUUUGGAGCGUCUGUUGGAUCAGUCCCUCGAGGAGCUGAACCUGGUCGGAUUUGCCCAACCUGAGCUGACACUCCCCCCGAUCUUACCCUACCUCUCGUCUUUGAUCCGCCUGCAUUUACGGAUCUCUGGAGGCGCUGUUAUCAAGGUGGCGGAUAUUGUACAGGCUUGUCCGCUUUUGCAGGAGCUGUACGUUGGCAUUGGACAGGUGGGCUGGUCCGAUCUAGCGGUGGAGUUACCUCGUCCCUGGCUUCCUUCAAGGAACGGCUCUGAACAAGGGUCGCCUCUGCAUCUCCGGUCUCUGGUUCUUGAAGAUGUGUGCCUUCCUCAGAAGACUCUGGAAUCCUUCUUGGCCGUUACACCGCAGCUCACAGUCCUCAAGUUGAUUAAUCUGGUUAGCGACAACCUUCCGCACGAAGAACUACCCGAGUGGGAGCACCUCGAAUACAACUGGCCCAAGCUAUCCAAACGGCUCAAGGAUCUACAACUCCCUCUCAAAGCCUUCCACUUUUCUGUGUCCGACCGCCCCAUGACCGAUGAUGAGUUCAAGGAGAUGCUCUUGGUCUGCCGAGGAUCUGCAGAAUGGAUCGUUCCCUCUGCCGAUGUUACCCUCGCCAUGAUUGUGAACGUCAUGACGUUUCAGAACGUCCUCACCAGCCUGGAGCUCUUUGGAACAGACCGACCGACUGUCGUCCUCGAACGUAUGUUGCACUACUAUCUGUGCGAUUCACCCCACUUGCUCCAUCUCAGAGCACCCAGGGCCGCCUUCCUGAUCGAACAUUUGGACGUCUACCAUCGAGGAAAGUUCGCUUACACCAAACAGGAAGUCCACGGGAACUUGUCGCAACCAGUUGUGUGGGGUCACAUCCGUCCAGGAGUUUGGGCUUGCAGGAAACUAUUGACGUUAGACAUGGAGUUUCACUCGCACGAACAGCCGCUUCUCUCUUCGGCAGUUACCACCCGAAUUCUGUUCGGAUACAUUGCGAGAGUCUUACCGCGUCUUCGAGAGCUGUUUAUUGACACUACCGAGUGUUACUGUCAAGGAGAUAUGGCUUUCCCAGUCAAACUCAACUUGCAACUAGAGGGAGGGCUAUGUCUGCUCGCCAAACUCAAGGACCUGGAACGUCUUCGCAUCGGAUCUUACGACCGUCAAUUGCAGUGCUCUCUGUCGGACUUGAACUGGAUGAUUCCUUCUGGACAGAGUGAAAGGUAUAAGGAAAAGCGGCAGACGACUAUAGAACGACUGGACGGUUGGCUGAAUGAGGAGCGGUCGCUAGAACUUGCGGCUGUUAGGGCUGUCCAUGAAGAGGAAGGGGAUCUAUCAACCAGCUGGGUCAAGGUUGAGCCAUCACUGAAGCUAGAGUUGUAUCAUUUGGGUUUGUUUUUGGAUGUCAAGCGUAUGGUCUGUGAGAUGGCGUCUGUAAACAACUUUCGAUGCUGGCCCAGGAUGCGCCGACUGUCGCUGUUUGACUUGUACGACAUUGGUCGUUGUCCAGAAAAGGAACUCGAACGAAAGUUCAAGUGA
Messenger RNA from Linnemannia hyalina, 2007 nucleotides. The record is from the annotation of a GenBank genome assembly. Lineage: Eukaryota; Fungi; Mortierellomycota; Mortierellomycetes; Mortierellales; Mortierellaceae.